CUCACCACGACACUCGACAUGGCAGGCCCACCAGUAAAGGAGCGAUACAACGCCAAAGCCCGUCAAUCAGUCGCAGGCGGCUCAUCACACAAGAAGCGACGCCGCAGCGGUAAUGCACACUCUAAAGCGACACCGGGGCAGCCGGAUAGCAAUCGAGAAGUCAUCGAUCCCACGAGCGCAGAAGAUCAAGAAUGGAGGGAAAAGGAGGCAAAGAGGAGAGAGCUCCUCGCCGCCUCUCAAUCAGACCCAUCACAGCGUCUCACCUCAAAGAAGCGCAAGCGACUCGACGCCUACAUCGCUUCGCGGCUCAAGAAGGAGGCAAGGGCAGACCUACUCGAGGAGCUCGCACAAAGCUCUGCUCAAGUACGAGAGGGCAGACAGGAUCUUGUCAGUACGAGGACGUUGGGAACUGGCAAGGGCAAGUCGGCCAGGCAAUUGCUGCAGGGCAUGCAACGCGAUCCAGGUUAUGACGAGGAUGAUGAUAGUCAAGAUGAGGACGAGGAAGACUUCGAGGGUCAGACAGUGCUUCGUCCUCCGCCUAUUCAGCAGCAAGAACAUGACGAACGCCCCACCGGCGAAGUCCUGGACGACCCUGAGCGAAGGCAACGAAUCCUCGAAGCUGCCGCUCUCUUUGCGCCUUCCUCCUCUUCCCAUAACAAGCCCGUCGCAACGGGCUCAGCACUAGCUCCUGGGACCAUUGGCCUCGGCUCGGCCCUGGCUAGAGGGCCGGAUGGAGAGCCGUUGGCACCAGUCAUGCGCACGAGGAAGCGUAAGGGGCCUAGUCAGAGGGAGAGGAAGAGAUUGAGGGAGCAGGCGGAACGGGAGGCGAAGGAGGCUGAGGAUCAGAGCGACUUCGAUAGCUCGGCAAGCUCUGGAGAUGAUGACGAGGAUGAAGACAUCGAGGAGUCGGACGACGAAGACAAGAGCGCUGCUGACAAAGCAGUCAAGCAACCACCCGCCGCCGACGAUGCCGAGAGUGGUGCAGAUGAAGACGAGGAAGAUACAGACAGCGAAGGCGAAGUCAUCCUUCGAGAAGCCAUGCGUCUACGCGGCAUGCCUGCCGAAAGCGAAGAUGACGACGACGACGAGGAGGACACAGACAGCGAGGGAGAAGUCGUCCUCCGUGAAGCUAUGCGUCUGCGUGGUAUACCUGACGAAAGCGAGGAUGACGAUGAAGAUGGUGAAGGCUCCGAAAAUGAGGUCGACGACUCGCAACGCGACACCGACAGCGAGGAGGAAGUCGUGCUCCUCGAGGCUAUGCGGCGCAGAGGUCUUGCGCUACCCAGCGAGGAUGAGGGGGACGACAGCAGCGAAAGCGAUGGCGAUGAGGAGGUGGAGGAGGUCUCACCUCAAGGAGACGAGUCUCGUGAAGCCAGCUUCGAGCUACGCUUGGCUGAGGAGCCCCAACCUGCUCUGGAGGAGGAUGCACAAUCUGUUGCUGAGAGCUUGCCGUGGGAAGGAUUUGGAUCGGAGGCCGAAGCUGGCGAUGAGGAUGAAGAAGGCAUAUCGUCAGGUGAAGACGGCAAUGUCAUGGAGCACAGAGAUGAAGAGCAAGAUGAGGACCACGACGACGACGGCGACGACGACGACUCAGAUGAAGACGACUCAGAUGACCCAGAUGCCACAGAGAACGAAGCCUCACGCCGUCGUGGCAUCCCACGCACUGAGCGCAGCUCCGGGUUCAAGGACUGGGCACGCUCUGCUCUCGGAUUUGGCAACGACGACCAAGGAGCACGCGCAGAGGACGGUCGUCCCCUUGAGCCCGUCGCUGGGCUUAGCGUCAAAGUCUCCGACAUGGGACCUCAAGACGGCGUUGCCCGCGGGCCUCUCGGAGAGGACGAGGCGACACCUGCCUCUCUGUCUGCCUUUGCGGCCAAGUACUAUGACGAGGUUUCCUCCACGAAGGCACUACGUAAUGUGCCGGUCGAUCGAUCACAGGAGAUCAUCGAAACUCGCUUACGCCUGCCUGUGGUGCAAGAAGAGGAGCGUGUAGUCAAGACGAUCCUCGAGAACGAGGUGACGGUCAUCUGCGGUGAGACAGGAAGCGGCAAGACGACGCAAGUAGCUCAAAUGCUCUACGAGCGUGGCUUUGGUACGCCCGGGUCCGACAAUCCAGGCCUCGUCGGCAUCACCCAGCCACGCCGAGUCGCUGCGGUCUCCACCGCCCGCCGAGUGGCAGAGGAGCUCAACCUGAGCACCGACCGUGUUUCUCACCAAGUGCGCUUCGACGCGACCGUCUCGCCCGAGACGAGCCUCAAGUUCAUGACGGACGGUGUUCUGCUACGCGAGCUGGCCGCCGAUCUGUUGCUAAGUAGAUAUAGCGUCGUCAUCGUGGAUGAGGCGCACGAGCGGAGUGUCAACACCGACGUUCUAAUCGGCGCGCUCAGCCGCAUCGUGAGGCUCAGGGCAAAGCGUUGGAUCGAAGGAGGGGCAAACGCCACCAAGCCGCUGCGCCUCGUGAUCAUGAGCGCAACGCUGCGUGUCGCAGACUUCGUAGAGAAUCCAACUCUCUUCCCUAAGCCGCCUCCACUGCUCAAGAUCGAGGCUAGACAGCACCCGGUCACAGUGCACUUCAAUCGCAGGACGCCGCAUGACUACAUCGAGGAGGCGGUCAAGAAGGCUGGCAAGAUCCAUACGCGAUUGCCAUCGGGUGGUAUUCUGAUUUUCAUGACCGGGGAGCAAGAAAUCAGGACGGUCGUCCAAAGGCUGGAGACUAAGUAUGGCAGGCAAAGGAAGGACAAGAGGAUUGGCGCUGGUGACGAUGAAGACCCCAAGGUGGGCAAGACUGCAGACAAGGAGGGCCUCGAGGCCGAGGACAUCACGCUUGGCGCAGACGACGACGAUACUGCUCAGCAGGACGAUCUACCAGACGCGUCCGACAAGGACGAGCAGGACGCCGAAGCUCUCGACACGGACGAUGAAGCCGAUGCUGCCUCCGAUGCCGGCGAUGACGAUACGCCCAUCGACGCCCGCUCCUCAUCUGCUCCGCCCAUGCACAUCCUGCCGCUCUACUCUCUCCUUUCCUCCCAAAAGCAACUGCAAGUAUUCCAACCCCCACCCGCAGACUCCCGACUGGUCGUCGUAGCCACGAAUGUGGCCGAGACAUCCCUGACCAUCCCCAACAUCCGCUACGUGGUCGACUGCGGUCGCGCCAAAGAGCGCAAGUACGAUGCUAGCUCCCCUUCGGGUAUAUCCAGCUUCAAAGUUGACUGGAUCUCCAAGGCUUCCGCCGCUCAGCGUGCCGGUCGUGCCGGUCGUACUGGGCCUGGGCAUGCGUAUAGGCUCUACUCGUCAAACGUCUACGAGGAGUACCUUCCCGAGUUCGCCGAGCCCGAGAUCCGCCGUACACCAGUCGAAGGGCUGGUUCUGAGCAUGAAGGCGAUGAAUAUCGACAAUGUAGUCCACUUCCCCUUCCCUACCCCUCCAGAUCGACAGGCAAUUGCACGAGCGGAGAGGGUGCUGGUCAGGCUGGGGGCGCUCAAGCUGGAGACAGACACCAAGACUCGCAGGCAAGUGGCGAAGAUCACAGAGCUGGGAAGGACGAUGAGCCUCUUCCCGCUGAGCCCGAGGUAUGCGAAAUUGCUUGUGCAGGGACAGCAACAUGGCUGUUUGCCCUACGUCGUGGCUCUUGUGGCGGCCCUGACGGUCGGGGAGCUCUUUGUAAGGGAUGAAGGGUUGCAUGCAGGAGAAGAGGAUGAUGAGGACCCGGAGGGACAGACGAAGACGACAGCGGCAGAGAAGGAUGCUCGCAAGGAGACGAGACGCCGUCGCUUCGCUGCGCUGGAGCGCUUCGACUCGUUGGGCGGUCACGGGAUCAGUGAUGCUUUCCGAGUCCUGGCCGUGGUAGGCGCCCACGCCUACGCAGGCAAGGAGGGAAGCGCUGAUUUCUGCGAGGAAAACUUUGUUCGACCCAAGGCAAUCGACGAGCUCACUCAGCUGCGCAAUCAGCUUUCCUCCCUCGUUCUUUCGACCCUCGACUCCACCCGCGAAACGGACGUCCUCUCCCGGACUCUGAAUAGCUCCUCCCUGCCGCCACCAAGCGAUACGCAGUACAAAGUGCUUCGCCAGCUCAUCGCCUGCGCCUACAUCGACCAGGUAGCCGUACGCGCCGAUCUUGCAGUCGAGGCGGCCAAGAACAUUCCAGCGUUGGCGUUGGAGGCAGCCGAGGGUAGGCUCAGCAAGCUCAGCAAGGCGAGGACCUGUCGCUGGGUGCCCUACUUGGCUGCGGGCGUUGCAGGUGAGGCCGUCUACGUUCAUCCUUCUUCGGCCCUCUAUGAGCACAACCCGCCGGAAUGGUGCGUGUUCAGUGAGGUGACGAGAUCGCAGCCCAAGAAGCGGCGCAGCAAGAAGGGCGAUGCCGAGGCGGGGGGUGCCGAAGAGGAGGGGGACGAGGAAGAAGACCAACCCGGCCGUCUAUACCUCCGAGGCUUGACCAAGAUCAACCCGAGCUGGAUCGCCAAGCUGGGGAAGGACUUGUGCUCCUUCUCUAAGCCUGUGGCGCUUGAUGGGAGUCUCCUUUCGGCUACGGCGGGCUCGGCGUCGUUGACGGAGCACGACGUGGCUGUGACGCCUACGUAUGGGACAGGCCCGGCGUGUGAUGCGAGCGAGCGGGCAGGGGGCGGUGUUGGUUGGGAAUUGCCGCCGAUGAAGGUUAAGCGACGCUGGGUUGGUGGAUCCGUGGGGUGGAAGGUUGACCUGUAAUAGUCGUGCUUCAUCUCCAUACGCUCUUGAUAGACAAGACCAUCAUGACUUUCUCUUCUAGACUUUUUGUCCCCUCUGCCUAAUCCAGCUCCAUCCUAU
Jaminaea rosea is the source of this 4800-nucleotide messenger RNA. Its product is annotated as P-loop containing nucleoside triphosphate hydrolase protein. Gene Ontology annotation, molecular function: RNA binding; ATP binding; ATP hydrolysis activity. Gene Ontology annotation, biological process: maturation of SSU-rRNA from tricistronic rRNA transcript (SSU-rRNA, 5.8S rRNA, LSU-rRNA). Lineage: Eukaryota; Fungi; Basidiomycota; Exobasidiomycetes; Microstromatales. The coding region runs from base 19 to 4701 and encodes 1560 amino acids. Gene Ontology annotation, cellular component: nucleolus; intracellular anatomical structure. The transcript is spliced from 3 exons. The record is from RefSeq and is a predicted model, not a curated record.